Messenger RNA from Paraglomus occultum, 642 nucleotides. NCBI's taxonomy places the organism in Eukaryota, Fungi, Glomeromycota, Glomeromycetes, Paraglomerales, Paraglomeraceae. The record is from the annotation of a GenBank genome assembly.
UAUAUGUUGAGCAAGUUUUUUUUAAUGCCGGUGAAAGAUGAGGGGGAUCCAGACUAUCGGCAAAGAGAAGAAAAAGAGGAGAAAUCUUCUUCCCAAGAGAUGGAGAAGUCCCUUACUGAAUUACAAAGUCAAACUAAUACAGUUAGCAUCAAACAAGUCGAUGAAUUGAUUAAACUUUUUCGGCAUAAGAUUAGUGAUAAUAAAGAAAAACAAACUAAUUUUAUUCAGGAAUUGGACCAAUUGUUAGUUAAGAGAGGGAUUGAAGGGACUACUCAGGCGGCCAACUGGCUGAAAUAUAUCUUUGAAGAAAAGUUAAAAGCGGAGGAGGCCGGAGAAAUUUUGCGAGUGAUUGAAGAAAGUGAAGCAAGAAAAAAGGAAGAGAAAAUAGUUCGCAAGAAAUCAGCCCGCAUUAAGGAUAUUAAGACUAAUUUAAAAAAAUAUGGAUUAAGUGAUAAAAAAAUAACUACGGAAGACUUAACCAAAUGGGACAAGGAGGAAAAGCGGAAGAGAAAAGGCAAAGAAGUCAAACUGUCAACUGAAGAACUAGAAAUAGAUUUGGAUCAGAAAAAUCAAGAACCUAAUUUAGAAAAUGAAGACACCAAACCAAUUAAUAAAAGAGCAAUCAAAAAAAAGAAAAAGUAA